Histoplasma capsulatum G186AR is the source of this 207-nucleotide messenger RNA. RefSeq lists its product as uncharacterized. NCBI's taxonomy places the organism in Eukaryota, Fungi, Ascomycota, Eurotiomycetes, Onygenales, Ajellomycetaceae. The transcript is spliced from 2 exons. The record is from RefSeq and is a predicted model, not a curated record. Bases 1 to 207 code for a protein of 68 amino acids.
AUGGCUUGGUCAUAUACUGAACAGGACGAGCCCACGAAGGAGGGAAUGCUCGUAUACGAUUCUCUCUCUAACAGAGGCGAGAGUGUUCGAAGCUCAUUGCUUCCUGUGUGGCGAAUGCAGUUCAAGUUCCUUACCAUGUUCCAGAGAGCUUUGAGGUACAAAGGGCCAGAAUGCCUAUCUGUGGAACACCGAAGACAUGCGCUUUAA